AGAACUGGAAUAGAGUUUGACUGCUGUUAAUCAAUAAGGAUAUAUUUUGUUAGAAAAUAGGGGAAGGUGUUUCUUUGUCUUUUCUCCUUUUGUGGGAAUGAGUUGCCAAGCAUUUACUUCAGCCGACACCUUCGUCCCCUUGAAUUCUGACUCUUCUCCUGCUCUGCCUCUGAUAAUGCAUCAUAGCGCUGCAGAAUGCUUGCCCGUCUCCAACCAUGCUACCAAUGUCGUAUCUACAGUCCCGUCUGUUUUGUCUUUGGUCCAUACUCCUAAAUGUUCCUACGUGCACUUCUCCAUGGCGACUUUGGGAAACGCGUCUACAGGUCUUCAUUAUUCUGUCCCUUCCUGUCAUUAUGGAAACCAACAGUCUACCUAUGGGGUGAUGGCAGGCAUCAAGCCUGCAACCCCAGAGAUGUUAUCAGCAAGUCUCUCCCAGAGUCGCAUUUUACAGACCUGCAGCAUGCCCCAUCCCAAUGUGGUGAAUGGAGUCAGCACUCUGCAAGGUGGCCUAACCCCUUGCCUUUAUAAAUUCCCUGAACAUGCGCUGAGUGCCAGUUCCUGUGCUCUGGGGCAUGGCUUCACUCCCAUGCACCAGUCUAUCCUUGGAGAUGAUCCCGCAGCCACUGACUUCAAGCAGGAAUUCCGCAGAAAAACCAAGUCUGUUGAAGAGCCAAUAGACAUGGAUUCCCCUGAAAUCAGGGAACUGGAAAAGUUUGCCAAUGAGUUCAAACUGAGGAGAAUUAAGCUAGGCUAUACACAAACAAACGUUGGAGAAGCCCUGGCAGCUGUGCAUGGCUCUGAGUUCAGUCAAACAACUAUUUGCCGCUUUGAAAAUUUGCAGCUAAGCUUCAAGAAUGCCUGCAAACUGAAAUUGAUAUUAUCCAAGUGGCUGGAAGAAGCAGAACAAAUAGGAGCUUUAUACAAUGAAAAAGUUGGCGUGAAUGAGCGGAAAAGAAAGCGCAGAACCACCAUAAGCAUUGCUGCUAAAGAAGCUCUAGAGAGAAACUUUGGGGAACAAAGUAAGCCUUCUUCUCAAGAGAUUAUGAGGAUGGCUGAGGGGCUUAACCUGGAGAAGGAAGUUGUGAGAGUUUGGUUUUGCAACCGAAGACAAAGGGAAAAGAGAGUGAAGACAAGUUUACACCAGAACACCUUUAGUUCCAUUAUGAAGGAGCAUCACGAGUGCCGGUAAAGUUUCCUGUGCAUAGUUGAAGAUUUCUGGGCCUUUAGGU
This is a messenger RNA of Chrysemys picta bellii (western painted turtle), 1229 nucleotides long. RefSeq names its product POU class 1 homeobox 1 (gene POU1F1). Gene Ontology annotation, biological process: regulation of transcription by RNA polymerase II. NCBI's taxonomy places the organism in Eukaryota, Metazoa, Chordata, Testudines, Emydidae. Gene Ontology annotation, molecular function: DNA-binding transcription factor activity, RNA polymerase II-specific; RNA polymerase II cis-regulatory region sequence-specific DNA binding. The record is from RefSeq and is a predicted model, not a curated record.